AUGGGCUAUUUUGAGAAUCUUUUGGGGUUUGGUGAUGCGCAACAGCGCAACCAGGAAGUAUACAAUACCGAGCGUGUUGAACACCAUCACAAGAGUUCCUGGUCGCAUGAGAUCAUUGCAGGCGCUGCCGGGUAUGAAGCUAUGAAAUCGUACGAGCGCCACUGUGCGGCGAAUGGACAGCCCCAGUCGCAUAGCCAGAUGAAGGAGAUUCUUGCAGGGCUAGCAGCCGCAGAAGUGGACAAGUUGUUUGAAACCAAAGGACUGGAUUGGCUUGAUCGUGACAGAGCGAAACAGCAAGCGAUUGCACAAGCCCAUAGGGAAACGUCGCCCCGACGGGUGCUUUUCAAGGCGGAUAUGGCGGUCAAGGUGGAUAUGGUGGCGGUCAAGGUGGAUAUGGUGGCGGUCAAGGUGGAUAUGGUGGCGGUCAAGGCGGAUAUGGCGGAGGUCAAGGCGGAUAUGGUGGCGGUCAAGGUGGAUAUGGUGGCGGUCAAGGCGGAUAUGGUGGCGGUCAAGGUGGAUAUGGUGGCGGUCAAGGCGGAUAUGGCGGAGGUCAAGGCGGAUAUGGCGGAGGUCAAGGCGGAUAUGGCGGAGGUCAAGGCGGAUAUGGCGGAGGUCAAGGUGAAUAUGGCGGUCAAGGCGGAUAUGGCGGUGGAUAUUGAUAGGUGAUAGGGAGCGCCGAUUCACCACCAUCGAGGUCAAUAGUAUAGGGACCUGACAAAAAGGGUGAAAAAGCUAUUUCUAACAUGAAUUCAAACGGAAUCGGCUGAUGAUGCUAUAGCUAAACACAUUCUUGCACGCUUAAGUGCAAAUAUAAAUAUUCUCCCUAUCCGUCUCAGUAGCUUUGCUCAUAUUCUUAAUUAAAAUUGUCUACAAAGUUAGUUGUAUCGAAGGUAUACUCACUGUGCAUCUUGUCUUUUGCCUGUACAGUGGGGAAAUCGCCAAGAAACUCAUAUUACACGAGCGCCGUGGUGGUAAAUCAUGAUCGCGUUUCAAUGUGG
This is a messenger RNA of Spizellomyces punctatus DAOM BR117, 998 nucleotides long. RefSeq lists its product as uncharacterized. Lineage: Eukaryota; Fungi; Chytridiomycota; Chytridiomycetes; Spizellomycetales; Spizellomycetaceae. The transcript is spliced from 4 exons. The coding region runs from base 1 to 666 and encodes 221 amino acids. The record is from RefSeq and is a predicted model, not a curated record.